AGCGUACCGUCGUGCCAUUUGACAGUUGUCGCUGCGGCAUUCCGCAGGCAUCACCGCCGUAUCCCGCCUCUGCGGAGAAGCAAGCCUCGUAUUUCUUCUUUUUUUUCUUUUUGAUAAAGCCGAAUUGUUGAUGCUUCGAUACUCACUGCGCCGUGCCGUGGCUGCCAUCACCGGCGGCUUCUCCUCUGCCGCCUUCACGGGCGACGACGGUGAUGCCUUUAACAGCCUCAAGAGCGAGCAGGAGCGGCUGCAGCGGCAGCAUCAAAGCGGCCAAGACGCGGAGGAGGCGACCGCGCGUGACAACUUCUCAUCCGACCGUAGUAGGAGCAGCGGUGAUGAAAGUCAGAACGCGUCUACUGCUUCUUCAUCCUCCUCCUCGUUCACCGGGUUUGAUUUCUCCUCAGCGGCCCACGCCAACGACGGUGCCGACGCGUCCACAUCGACGUUGGAGCGGCCCACUAUCGACACCUACCGAGCCAUGACCGAUGAGCGGCUCGUUGACACGCUGCGCCUGCGCGAUGAGCAAAUCGCCCAGCUGCGCCUCAUCUACGAGAGCUUCCACUACGACGCCGACAAGCACCUCCGCAAGAUGAUCUUCGACUACCACGACAAAACAAUGCAGCUCUCGCAGGUGCAUGGGAAGAUGCAGCAGGCUUCGCUGCAAAUCAACCGCGAGGCGCUGGCACGCAUGCGGGAUGAGCAGGAACGCAUGACCCGCGACAAGCGCCUCAUCUUUACCCUCUGCACGCUCUGGUCGAUCAUCUUCUGGGUGUGGGUGCGUCGUCACUACGUGAAGAGGCGCGAGCUGGAGUCGGCGUGGGUGUCGGUCGUCGACCGAGCCCAGAUGAGUCCCGCCGUCACGGGUAUCGGAAGCUACGGUGACAACUUUUUUGGCAGCAACAAGCGCAACGCUCGCUUUGCGGAGACGUCGUGGGAGCGCGAGGUGCGGGAGCGGCGGGAGGCGCAGGACGUGCGGAAUCGGCAGCUGGCACUGCUGCGACAUCAGGGCGAAGUGGCGAAGGCGGUUGCCGCCCGUGAUGCGGGAGGAGCAGCGGUUGACACUCCAACGAAGCAGACGCCUUAA
Molecule: messenger RNA, 1084 nt
Organism: Leptomonas pyrrhocoris
Lineage: Eukaryota; Euglenozoa; Kinetoplastea; Trypanosomatida; Trypanosomatidae
Exons: 1
Coding region: 131-1084 (317 amino acids)
Source: RefSeq, a predicted model, not a curated record